AUGUCUCAAGCCGACGCAAAGCCGCUGCCUUUCGUCUACCAAUUCGCGGCCGGUAAGUCUCAAUGGUACCCGCUGGACGUCGUCAAGACUCGAGUACAACUACAAACCAGCAAGGCCACCGGAGACGAAGCAUACAAUGGCAUGGUAGACUGCUUCAGGAAGAUUGUCAAGCAUGAAGGUGCAUCGAGGUUAUACCGUGGUAUCUCCGCUCCCAUUCUGAUGGAGGCGCCAAAGAGGGCCACCAAGUUCGCCGCGAACGACUCAUGGGGCUCCUUCUACCGCAACCUCUUCGGCGUCGCCAAGAUGAACCAAUCCCUCUCUAUCCUCACAGGUGCCACCGCCGGCGCAACCGAAGCCUUCGUCGUCGUCCCCUUCGAGCUCGUGAAGAUCCGCCUACAAGACCGCGCCCAGUCGCACAAGUACAACGGCAUGAUCGACUGCGUGACCAAGAUCGUGAAGCAAGAAGGACCUCUGACUCUCUACCAAGGUCUCGAGUCAACGAUGUGGCGCCACAUUCUCUGGAAUGCCGGGUACUUUGGAUGCAUUUUCCAGGUGCGAGCGCUGCUGCCGGCGGCCACCACCAAGAAGGGCCAGAUCACGAAUGAUCUGAUGUCAGGUGCGGUAGGCGGAACUGUCGGAACGAUUCUCAACACUCCCAUGGACGUCGUCAAGUCGCGCAUUCAGAACUCUCCAAAGGUUCCGGGACAGGUGCCCAAGUACAACUGGGCAUGGCCUGCGCUUGGCACGGUCGCUAGGGAGGAGGGCUUCGGUGCGCUGUACAAGGGUUUCCUGCCCAAGGUGCUGAGACUGGGACCUGGUGGUGGUAUCCUGCUCGUCGUCUUCACGGGUGUCAUGGACUUCUUCCGCAAGAUGCGCGAGCAGUAG
This is a messenger RNA of Parastagonospora nodorum SN15, 885 nucleotides long. RefSeq lists its product as hypothetical. Bases 1 to 885 code for a protein of 294 amino acids. Gene Ontology annotation, biological process: transmembrane transport. NCBI's taxonomy places the organism in Eukaryota, Fungi, Ascomycota, Dothideomycetes, Pleosporales, Phaeosphaeriaceae. The transcript has 5 exons. The record is from RefSeq and is a predicted model, not a curated record.